Molecule: messenger RNA, 255 nt
Organism: Linum tenue
Lineage: Eukaryota; Viridiplantae; Streptophyta; Magnoliopsida; Malpighiales; Linaceae
Source: the annotation of a GenBank genome assembly
AUGACUGCCGCUCCACGCCCGUCUGUGGGUCCCGUCACCGUCGGGAUGAACAUCCUCCGCCAGGAAGGAGCGGCGACGCUGUUCUCCAGCGUCUCCGCCACCGUCCUCCGGCAGACCCUCUACUCCACCACCCGCAUGGGCCUCUACGACGUGCUGAAGACGAAGGGGACCAAUCCGGAGACGGAAAACAUGCCGCUGGUUAGGAAAAUCACGGUCGGGCUCAUCGCCGGCGGAAGGAGAAAGGGUUUGGUUUGA